Acanthopagrus latus (yellowfin seabream) is the source of this 3601-nucleotide messenger RNA. It is a transcript of the gene fbxw2, whose product is annotated as F-box and WD repeat domain containing 2. Gene Ontology annotation, molecular function: protein binding. Bases 615 to 1979 code for a protein of 454 amino acids. The transcript is spliced from 8 exons. Lineage: Eukaryota; Metazoa; Chordata; Actinopteri; Spariformes; Sparidae. The record is from RefSeq and is a predicted model, not a curated record.
GCGCGACACCGGAAGCUGGUGUUCCUGAAAAGCUUAUAGUUUCGUCCUCAGCAUUGUCUUACAGGCAAAUUAGGUUAAAUGAAGAAUAAAAUACCAAGGUAACUGUGUAUUAACAAAAAAUAUCAGUGAAGCGGGUACAUAUGUAAGAAAUAUAGUGAUGAUACUUAAUUUACUUUUGUGAACGUGUCUACUUCAUGUCUUUGUUUUCGCGGAAGAGUCGGCAAAGACUGUAACGGCGCCUCCUGUAAGACAGUACCGAGGCUGAAGUGUCACCGGUGCAUGAAAAGCGUUUCCAUUAUCUUUAGGUUUUCAUGCUGUCAGAAGCUGCCAUCCUUCUAUCCUACAACCUAGAAACUCCAUGAUAGGGAAUGAAUAGAAGACUACUUCAUAAGAAACAUGAUCAAAUUUACAAUUAAGUGAAUCAGGCACUCUUAUCAUGGUCGUUAGCUAACGUUAGCUACGAAGCUAGGUUACUUGGACAAUCCCUUCAACUUGCUUGCUGUCAGGUUAGCUUACGACAGCUAACUUCGCUAUGUGAACUAACUAAGCCAGGAAAGUGGCGAUAAAGAAACUCCCUGCAACUCUCAGGUGUUGCAGGUCGCUCUCAUGUGCCCAUGGAGAAGGCGGCCUUUCAGGGGUGGCUGGAGUCAGUCUCCGUCACUUUCCUUACUCUAAACGACCAGCAGCGCAACCAGUCUCUGGACCACCUUAUAUCUUUAAGUGGUGCUGUCCAGCUCCGUCAUCUGUCUAAUGGACUGGAGACGCUGCUCAAGCGUGACUUCCUGCGCCUCCUUCCUCUGGAGCUGGCCUUCUACCUGCUGCGCUGGCUGGAUCCUCAGACCUUGCUCACGUGCUGCUUGGUCUGCAAACAAUGGAAUAAGGUGAUCAGCUCAUGCACAGAGGUGUGGCAGGGUGUGUGUCGGGAGCUGGGCUGGAGGAUUGAUGAGUCCAUUCAGGAUGCAACACACUGGAAGGGCGUCUACCUGAAGGCUAAACUGCGUAUGAUGCAGUUGAAGGAUCAGGAGGCCUUCGAAACAUCUUCCCUCAUCGGCCACAGUGCUAGAGUGUAUGCCCUCUACUACAAGGAUGGCCUCCUCUGCACAGGAUCUGAUGACCUGUCUGCCAAAUUAUGGGAUGUGCGCACUGGGCAGUGUAUUUACGGCAUUCAGACACACACCUGCGCCACAGUGAAGUUUGAUGAACAGAAGCUGGUAACCGGAUCCUUUGACAACACUAUUGCAUGCUGGGAGUGGAGCACAGGGGCUAAAAUCCAGCAGUUCCGAGGCCACACAGGAGCAGUCUUCAGUGUAGACUACAAUGAUGAACUGGACCUGCUGGUCAGCGGCUCUGCAGACUUCUCUGUGAAGGUGUGGGCUUUGUCUGCUGGUGCCUGUCUCAACACCCUGACUGGACACACCGAGUGGGUCACCAAGGUGAUACUGCAGAAAUGUGAAGUAGAAUCUAUGGUGCAUAGUCCUGGUGACUAUAUCCUUUUAAGUGCUGAUAAGUAUGAAAUUAAGGUCUGGCCUUUAGGGAGAGAAAUCAACUGUAAGUGUCUGAAGACGUUGUCGGUGUCAGAGGACCGCAGCAUCAGCCUUCAGCCUCGCCUGCAGUUUGAUGGACGCUACAUCGUUUGCAGCUCUGACCUCGGAGUUUAUCAGUGGGACUUUGCCAGUUAUGAGAUUCUCAGGGUGAUAAAAACACAGGACCCAGCCAACCUGUCCCUGCUCAGCUAUGGUGAGGUGUUUGCGCUCCUUUUUGACAACCACUUCCUGUAUGUGAUGGACCUGAGGACAGAGGCGAUCUCGGGCCGCUGGCCUCUACCAGCCUACAGAAAAUCCAAAAGAGGAUCCAGCUUCCUGGCCGGUGUGACCUCCUGGCUUAAUGGCCUGGACGGGGGCAAUGACUCUGGACUGGUGUUUGCCACCAGCAUGCCCGACCAUAGCAUUCACUUAGUACUGUGGAAGGAGAACGGAUAGAAGGAAACAAGGACUUCAAUCCGCACACUGCUAGGACAUGAGCCACAGUCAUGUGUGUUCUGGAAUAUAUGAACCUGAACAGCCAAGAUAGAUCAUGCAUGGACCAAAGCAUUUUGUUUUUAUCUGUUUCUUCCUCAGCAUACAGUCCUCCUCUAGACAUAAACAUUCACAGAUGGAAAUGGAAGGUAAAGAUGAUGGUAACUAUUACUGAUGUGCUAGAUUCAGCGAUUGGUCAGAACUUGCACCUGAUCUCUGCAGAACCCUGUAAGCGUCCCAUUGGUCUUGAUCUUGGACAAAGACUGAAAGCAAAGAGACUUGAAAGCCAAGAUGUGUCAGUGACGAGUGAAAAUAAACACAACGUACAAAAUCUCUUGUUGUAAACUUUAACAUGGAAGUGUAAAUGUUUCAUCAGAUUAGCGUUUUGAUCAGGUUAGCAUUGUGCAGUCUUAUCUGUAGCCAACCAUUAAUCCAUAGUCUUUUAAUUGGGUGCCAACCUCGGCCACCGAGCUUUAUUCUACCAGGAUAAGACUAUGUGAAAUGUGCUGUAGCUCGAAUGUGCCCAAUGCCAAGCUGGUCACUGUGCUGAUUCGCAGAAACUUUGGUUUCCUUGAAGAAAUGCAAGGUUGCCUUAAACGCAGUUGCUGUAAAUAAUGGAGAGCAUCUCUUGGACAUGACAUUCUGACAUCAGGGGAGAUAUUCUUGGCGGUUUUACAGACUAUCCCCAAGGAAGCUAUGUACCUACUCGUAUGGUGACAAGUGGUUUGGUACAUUGUUCUGUACCAUGUAAAACUUUGUGAGGUUUCAUGUAAUUCACUGAAUAUGCUUUUCUAAGGGAUGUCUGGUUUAAAUGUCUGCUUGAGAAAUGUGAUGUGCCUUUUCAGUUCAUUCGAUGUUACAGACUAGAAUUCCUUGGUGACUCGGCACAUUGCGGUAAGGAUGACUGCAUUGGAAGUCUUACUUUUAUGUUGAAUUUUUCAUAUUUACUGUGCUCUAACAGUCUAAGAUGUCUGUAAUUUUAUAGUUAUCUACCUGACAUGAAUUGCUCAGUGAACUGCUUUAAUGAAUCAUUGACUGUGUAAAACAUCAGGUUUAUUUUUCUAAAGGCCUCAAUGCAUUGCACAGCUAAGGAAGAGACUUGACAGGCAGUUGGCUGUUUUAAACUUUGAGGAGCUGUUCUCCUGGCAUAACCUGGGAAACUCUGUAAAAUAAUGCCUCAUUCUGUGCACUAGUUUUAACAUCAUGUCUCAACUUAUUCCUUUUUUUUUAACCUCUACAAAACUGAAACUUUAAAGGGACAGUUCACUCAAAAAUCAAGAAUGCAUAUUUUUCCUCUUACUGAAACUUUCGACAAAUAUACGCAUUACUGAUUUUGGGUUGAACUUUACCUUUAACCAUAAAUGAGUGCUUUUUCCAGAACUUUCAUUGAUGUCUUCCUUUGCAUUAAGCAGGCCACAGAUCACAACAUGGAUUGCACCAUGUGCACCAUACCACAGUUAUGGCAGAUCAGUUUCUGGCAUACAGACCGUAACCUGUUUCUCAAAUGGAUCGUUGUACACAGCAGAUGUACAGACUGUUCUUAGUUUGGAUUGUCACAUUUAAUUAAACACCACCAUUACACUGUA